Menidia menidia (Atlantic silverside) is the source of this 996-nucleotide messenger RNA. The record is from the annotation of a GenBank genome assembly. NCBI's taxonomy places the organism in Eukaryota, Metazoa, Chordata, Actinopteri, Atheriniformes, Atherinopsidae.
AUGGGGGCUGGUUCCCUGGACUCUGUGGUGUGGUGGACUCAGCAGGGUUGGGGGACGGCUCUCCUGGCCCGGACAGCCGCAGCUGGACACAGAGUUCCUGUCCGGACGGAGCGCGUCAUUUCCCCGCUGCCCUCACUGGCUGCUUUCCCGAUUCUCCUCCCACCCACCCAUCCUCCAUCCAGUGAGAGAGUGGAGCAGCAGAGCUCAGAGGUUCCCAGUGCUCAGUCUGCCCAGCAGCAUCAGACACAGCUGGACUCCAUCUUCAUGCUGCUGGAGGACAACAUGCUGACUUUUGUGAAGGAGGAGCUGAAGAAGAUCCAGAAGGCUCUGAGUCCAGAUGACCCACCAGGCUCAGAGAGUCAGAGGGAGGAUGAGGAUGCAGAGCAGAGGAGCAACAGAGAGGCAUUAGUGAAGAUCACAGUGCACUUCCUGAGGAGAAUGAAGCAGGAGGAGCUGGCUGAGCGUCUGAGGAGCAAGAAGGCUCUUCUGAGGCUGCUGCCAGUGGUCAAAGCCUCAAAGAAAGCUCUACUCAGGAGCUGUAACCUCUCAGAGAGAAGCUGUGGAGCUCUGUCCUCAGUUCUAAGCUCCCAGUCCUCCACUCUGACACAUCUGGAUCUGAGUAACAACCAGCUGAGGGAUUCAGGAGGGAAACAUCUUUCUGCUGGACUGGAAAGUCCAAACUGCAAACUGGACACUCUGAGACUGGAAGGCUGCAGUUUGUCAGAGAGCAGCUGUUCUUCUGUGGUCUCAGCUCUGAAGUCCAACCCCUCCCAUCUGACAGAACUGGACCUGAGCCUGAACCCCAUCUCUGAGUGUGUGAUGAAGGAGCUGAGCAGCUUUCUGCAGAGUCCACUCUGUGGACUGAAGACUCUGAGAUUGAGGGGCUGUGAACUGGACCUGCGUUCCAACAACCUGAAGCGGUCAGAUGUUCAGCAGCUGUUGGAUCUGCAGCAGUGUCCACACAACAAACUGCAGACUCUGAGAUGGUGGUCGUGA